Molecule: messenger RNA, 3762 nt
Organism: Serendipita indica DSM 11827
Lineage: Eukaryota; Fungi; Basidiomycota; Agaricomycetes; Sebacinales; Serendipitaceae
Source: the annotation of a GenBank genome assembly
AUGGCGCAACCAUCUCCGCGUAAAUUUGUACCGCUAGCGCCAGGCCAUGAUCCCGCAAGCACGUCUACAAAGUCGAAUACACCCAGCGCAGACAUUAUCGUCACCAGACGCGCCUUCUUCGCGGCCGUGGUCGUUGAAGAAGACGCGCACGGGAUCUCUCCUGAUGCACAGGAGCUCAUUGCCGCGCUUGGGACGCGCAUCACAGAGCAAACACCGCAAGGGAUCGAUAGAUCCAACAGUGAGCCGUCGAUGGUGGCGACCAACAGCGUUGAUCUACACCGAACAGCGACAACACGGAGACGUGCCAUGACCGAAGGCACCGUACAGGCCUCUGGCUUGGGCCACAAGCGUACAUUAACCCAAACAGAGAGCGACACUCUGCAGGACAUGAUUAGAGAAAUGGUCACUACAGAGCGCACAUAUGUCAAGCGGUUACGAAUCCUAAAAGAGGAUUAUGCAGACCCUCUCAGAAACUUUUCAAAGAAAAAGGAGGAGGCUCUUCUCGACAAGUACAAGGCAAAGACGCUCUUCGGCAACAUUGACCAGCUCCUUCCCGUCAACGAGGCGUUUCUCAACGAUCUCGAGAAGAUGAUAGGGCCAAAUGGACAAAAACUCGUGGGUGGUUUGGGCGAUGUCUGCCUUAAGCAUUUUCGCGACAAGAAAGCCUUUGAAUGCUACAAGUUGUACUAUGCCAAGAGAGAAGAGGCUCAAGCCAUCUUCGAAGACGAAAUGGCCAAAGGCAGCAAGUCUGGCUUCCCCGCCUACAUCGAUCGCGUAAAAUAUUCCUCGGCCGAUGUUAGGAAUCGUAUUGGUCUUCGUGAGCUCCUCGCGGAGCCUAUUCAGCGGAUUCCGCGAUAUACCAUGAUGUGGCAGAAUAUGAUCAAGGAAAUGGACGACUCGCAUCCACAGAAAGCAAAGCUCAUCGAGGCGGAGAAGAUUGCAAGCAAGAUUGCACUCUGUGAAUCCGACGACCAAACCAAGCGGGCAACUACAAUGUACUGCCUAGAGCGCACAAUUGAAGGGUUUCCGCCGGGACUCAUUUCCAACGGACGAAAGUUUGUCGACUGCAUCGACGUGGAGGACAUUCCUGCCGAAUCAGCCCCAACAAGCAGCGCGGCGAGUACAGCGUCUGGUGGGCUAGGCGUGCUCCAUUGCACACUAUUUCUCUUUGACGACAGGCUUAUUAUUGUCAAACGGCCGAACGGAGCGGCUUCAGGUCGUGCUCUAGCGCGACUUGACGACAUUGAGAAGCUCUUACGAACCAACAGUCUUGGGACUCUCAAGAAGAGUGGCAUGUCAUGCAAAGGCGUCGUGGAUGUGCUCGACGUGACGGCUACCGACGCAAGUGGAGCUGAAAUGAACGUCUAUUUGGAGAAUCCUCCACAGGAUCAGAGUGACCGGUGGAAUGGCAGGCCAUUCCGUUCUUAUGCCGUCGCAUUACCUCCAGCACCUGUCAAUUUGGACCCGACUACGACACAGGCGGCAAAGAAGCGCUUCUUGGAGAACCUGUGGACAGUACAGGCCCUUUAUCGAGUGAAGAAUGGCCGGUGCCUUGCGAUGAAGUCGGAAAACAAGGAGCUGGAAUGCCGAGGCGGUCGUGCGACUCAUGCAACUACUUAUUACAAUCUUUAUCAACGGACCCCAUACCUAGGGGAGCCGAAAAAACACAAAGUGGUAGUUCACGUCGACUCGUCUAACGAGGCAGACAGAAUUCCGUUCGGUAUCGUCGGCGGACCCUUUGUCGUCAUCCGACUACAGCCUAUGCCGGGAGGGUUGUGUCGGUAUAAUAUCACCUGCAAUAGCCCCGACGAGGAAGAGGAAGAGCAUAUUCUGCAUACUGAAGUAGUUCCCAUUCGCAUAUUACAAACAAUUCACCAGUUUGGUCUCUUCUCGUUUAAAACAAGUGUUGCUUCUCGACCGACCACACCUACCGCGUCCUCGAAAUCUAGAGCUGCUGUGUUCGGUCUGGACGCCAUCUCGCGGACAUUCAUAGGAUCCCGGUCCGGUGACGCGUUUAGCUUUGGUGCCAGCAUGUCUGGCACCAUCUCUGGCACAAGGAGAUCCAAAGGCGUGAUGAGUCGCAGCUCGACUCAGACCAUGAGUACUGCCCUCACAGAGAGUACCAAUCGGUUCUCAUAUCGGUCUAAUUCAACAGUCGCAACCUCGCUUGCGGACGAGGAUUCAGUUUCUCUCAAGUCACCUGUCAGGUUGCUGCGUCAAGGCAAAUCACCUGGAAGUGUCCAUGAAGGAGAGCGCCUACCAAGUACCCCGGAGCCAAUUGCUCGCUCCAGCUUGGACCAGGUGUUCACUGCUGAAGAUCUUGCCGCAUCAUCUGAUGUAGUGACAAAUGGCGCCCCGUAUCAGCCCUUGGAUUCGUUUUCUUUUACAACUAGGGAGCCUCCGUUCGCGGAUACCAUCUAUGAAGAGGAUCCACCACUAUCGAGAGCUGGGUUCCUCAAGCCUCCCGACGAAGAGGAGGAAUAUAACCCUUUCCAAACCGACUCCACUACUCCAACCAAAGGGGCAUCUUCGAAGCCACUACCUCGCAAGCCGGGGGGCCCACGUCCUUCAAGCCCACGUCCUUCGAUACUGUCGGACAUAAGCUUUAUACCAGCAAAGGACCUCGAUGCGGCGUUGGAAGAAACCAUUGCCGCCUUUAGUCCCCCUCAUUUCCCGUCCAACAUGUCUGAUGAAGACACACCGACGAAACGCAUAAUUAUGCCCUCUGGAUCAGAAGGCGUCACAAGAACACCAACCACGUCGUCCUCAUCUUCUGUCGAGCCACUCUCCAUCAAGAAGAAAUCGUCGAUCAAGCCACGAAAGUCGCCUGGCUCGUUUAGGCGAAUACCUGUUCACGAACCCAUUUCGCCGACCCCAGCUGUAAAAGGCGUUCGAUCUGCCUCUGGUACCAUCAGAUCACCUCCACGACGAAGCUCUAGAAUAAGCUCGCGUAAAGGAAAGGACGUUGACCGCAUGGUUAUCGUCGCGAAAACUACCAAGGAGGAUCUAUCAUCUGCUAGGAGAGCAGUCAAACGUAUCAAGCAGGAGGUUGAAGGUCUUCAAAUCGAUGUCGUUCAAGACAGCCCAGGCAGCCGGUACGAUAGAUCAGGCGCUAUUAGUCCUGUCGGCGGACCAAGGGGUAUUGUUCGCUCACCACCAACGAGACAAAUAAACCGCGCGGCAGAGGCGAGGAUGGAGGAGAUGCAACAGAUGAUUGAACGAAGAGCAAAGAAUCUAUCUGAUGGCUCUCUUCGACGAGGUCCUAGUAUCGCCAUGCCUGCUUCGGCCAUGGAUCCAGCCCGGUUGCAACAGUGGGCAAAGACUAUAGAGACUCUGAUAGAGGAUGCGGACAAGCAGAUCGCCCAAGCGAUUGACCAGAGUGACGCUCUGGUCAAAGAUAUGGCGCUGCUAACUGUCGAGGACGAUGACUCCAACGACGAAGUCGAGCAUCUGCGUGCAGAGUUACAAGGCAGCAAGCGGCAGACCGAUGUCCUCAAGCAACUUUUGCAAGAUGCCACUGCGGAGAACGAGGUGCUAUACUCGGCUUUCAACCAGGAGUUGGACUCCAUGUAUCAGGACAUGCAACUCCCGGAAGAUCAGGCAUGGGCAGCGAUGAUCAACGACCUCAAGUCGGCAAAGCAAACACGUAACAAGUUAUCAAAGGAAAACUUCCACCUCAAACAGAGACUGGAGAUUGCUGAACAACGAAACGAAGAGCUUCUCGCACUCCUCAAAGCUCAUGGACUUGAACCUGGACACUGA